AUGAUGACCUACGCGGUUGGCAUGGACGGGAGCAUGCGGUGGCUGUCGGAAGGCGUAUUCGUAACCAUGUCGCCUUCUGUGCCGUACUCUGUUUCCCUGAACUCUGUCCCCACACGCCACACCGAGCGCGCGGGCACCUACUCAGAAAGGAGUCCGGACGCCCAGCCUUCAAAAGAGUCCUCCAAGACACCGUCGUCGGGGGGCCUAGCCGGAGUUGUCGCUGGAGAGUCGUCUAUCUGCACGGUUGCCUUGGGGAGCGGGCUGAACUACAGAGGAUACAAUGUUGUGGAUUUGGCCCGAGAGGCAACUUUCGAGGAGGUGGUGCAUUUGCUUUUGCUUGGCGAGCUACCAAACCAACAACAACUGGUAACCCUUAAGAAAAAGCUUUACGAGGCGAGGCAGCUGCCACCUCCGCUCCUCGCAGUCCUCAGACAAAUACCGAAAGAAGCCCAUCCCAUGGAUGUCUUGAGGACGACGUGCUCUGUCGUGGGCACUCUAGAGCCGGAAAUCAACCCACCUCAGCAACAGGUUGACGUAUGCUUUGCCGCACAGCCAAGCCCAGAGAUCCGCUUUCUGCAGUCUGUACUGAUUGCAAUUCGUCUCAUUGGUUGUUUCGGAGGCGCCUUGAACUACUGGUACCACUUCGCCAAUUCGGGCAAAGAAAUAUCACUUGCGUCUGAUCCUGAGGAUUCGGUAGCCACAAACUUUCUGAAAUUACUAAACGGGGACCCGGCCUUUACUCCCCACCCCAUAGUGGCGAAGACGCUGGACACAUCUCUUAUCCUGUACGCAGAGCACGACUUCAACGCGUCGACCUUCGCGUGCCGCGUUACUGCGGGAACCCGCAGCGACCUCUACAGCUGCAUUUGCUCGGGAAUAGGAACAUUGAAGGGGCCCUUGCACGGGGGGGCCAACCAAGCAGCUCUGGAGAUGCUGCUCCCCUUGGCCUCCAUUGAGGAAGCAAAGCAACGGCUGGAGGAAGCUUUCGCUCACCGGGAGGUCAUCAUGGGCUUUGGCCACCGGAUGUACAAACAUGGAGACCCGAGGGCUCCUUUGAUGCGCCGGCUGGCCGAAGCCCUCGCCGCUGCACAGCUGCCCGAUUCCGACCCGGAGAUGGUGCGAAUUGGGGCCUUUAUUGAGGAGCACAUGCUCAGGAGGAAAAAUAUGCACGCAAACGUCGACUUCUCGGCAGCAAUUGCGUACAAGCAGUCAGACUAA
Messenger RNA from Eimeria acervulina, 1218 nucleotides. Its product is annotated as citrate synthase, putative. The transcript is spliced from 8 exons. The record is from RefSeq and is a predicted model, not a curated record. Gene Ontology annotation, cellular component: mitochondrial matrix. Bases 1 to 1218 code for a protein of 405 amino acids. NCBI's taxonomy places the organism in Eukaryota, Apicomplexa, Conoidasida, Eucoccidiorida, Eimeriidae. Gene Ontology annotation, biological process: carbohydrate metabolic process; tricarboxylic acid cycle. Gene Ontology annotation, molecular function: 2-methylcitrate synthase activity.